Messenger RNA from Schistocerca gregaria, 537 nucleotides. Its product is annotated as 40S ribosomal protein S15-like. Lineage: Eukaryota; Metazoa; Arthropoda; Insecta; Orthoptera; Acrididae. Gene Ontology annotation, cellular component: cytosolic small ribosomal subunit; ribosome. The coding region runs from base 50 to 505 and encodes 151 amino acids. Gene Ontology annotation, molecular function: structural constituent of ribosome; RNA binding. The record is from RefSeq and is a predicted model, not a curated record. The transcript has a single exon. Gene Ontology annotation, biological process: ribosomal small subunit assembly; translation.
GCUCUUUAUUUUUCGCCUGCACCCCUUCGUCUCGAAACCUCUCUUCCCGAUGGCUGAGGCGCAACCAAAGGCCCCCGUUCCCCACAAGAGGACCUUCCGCAAGUACACCUAUCGCGGGGUCGACCUCGCGGACCUCGUCAGCAUGUCCCCCGAGGCGCUUCUGAAGCUCUAUCCUGCUCGCGUGCGAAGGAAGUUCUCUCGAGGAACCAAGAAAAAGGAGGCCAUCCUGAUGCGCAAGCUCCGCAAGUCGAAGGUCGGCGUCAACCCGGAUCUCGGAGAGCGCCCGCGCCGAGUCAAGACCCACCUGAGGAACGCCAUCGUCACCCCGGAAAUGGUCGGGUGCAUCAUCGGCGUCCACGACGGCAAGGACUUCACAAACGUGGAAAUCAAGGCCGACAUGAUCGGGCACUACCUCGGCGAGUUCAGCAUCACCUACCACCCUGUCUUGCACGGCCGACCCGGUAUCGGCGCGACCCACUCCUCCCGCUUCAUCCCCCUGAGAUAAAAAAUAAAAAGCGAAAAUUUCAAUGUCAUCUC